GCAACUAGCUCGGAGUGGCUGUAAUUAAAGAAUACAUAAAAUAGCAUGUCAUGGGACCUUUAAGAGAGCAAAUGGCACAUUUUAAGGAAGAGACUUGUCUUCAUAAUAGGAAGUAUUAACUUGGGUCCCUCUCUCUUGUCUACACCUACCGAAACAAACACACACACAUGUGCAUGUAGCUUCAGUCUGAGCUCCCCUAGCACACUGGCUGGAGGUCAUAUUUGGAUUGGACUUUAUCCUUUCAACAUUGGACAUCGGAGGAUGAAUAAAAACAGGACCUAUUAUUUCUCCGUCAGGAAUACAACUGAGAUAUUCACUGAUUCAGUUGACAGAUUGAACUGGACUACUGAAUAUGUCGGUACAGUUGAACCCUCCCCUUAUUACUUUGACUACAACGACUUUCUGGAAGAAAUAGUAACGUGCAACUACGGGCGGCCCGCAACCAUCUAUCUACCGGCUCUGUACUCUCUCCUGUUCAUCCUGGGCCUCUCAGGAAACGUCCUGGUGGUGUGGGUGAUCGUGGCUGGCAUGCGGCUCCGCAGCAUGACCGACGUCUGCCUUCUCAACCUGGCCAUCGCCGACCUUCUGUUACUCAGUUCCCUUCCCUUCCUGGCCCACCAAGCCAGAGACAACUGGAUCUUUGGGGACACCAUGUGCAAGGUGGUGUUGGGAACCUACCAUGUUGGUUACUACUCUGGCAUCUUUUUCAUCACCCUCAUGAGCGUCGACAGAUACCUUAUGAUAGUGCACGCCAUUUUUGCCAGAAAGAUGCGCACAAGGUCCUUUGGAGUAUUGGCGGCCGUGGUGACAUGGGUGGCUGGGCUGCUGGCCUCGUUCCCGGAGGUGGGCUUUCUACGAGCACAGCGGUAUAACAACACCGUGUUCUGUGCCCCUUCAUUUGAACAUACCUCCGAAGACGAUAGCAGCAACUGGUGGAUGGUUUUCGGCCUGUUAAAAAUGAACAUCCUGGGCUUGGCAAUUCCGUUGGUCUUCAUGACCUUCUGCUACAGCCAGAUCGUGCGGACGCUCCUGUCCAGCCAGAAGUCUAGGAAGCAGGCAAUUCGUAUGAUCGCGUUGGUGGUGUCUGUGUUCUUUUGCUGCUGGCUGCCCUUCAACGUCACGUGCUUCUUCCAUGCCUUAGAGCUGAUGGGCAGCUACUCAUCGUGCAACAGCAGCCGUCACAUACGGAUGGUGUUGCAGGUGACGGAGGUGAUUGCAUACGGCCACAGCUGCAUCAACCCCAUGCUCUAUGUGUUUGUCGGGAAAAGGUUCAGGACGCAGCUGCUCAAGCUGAUAGGCAGAUCCCCAUGUAUUCAAAGGCUCAGGGGCUUCAUGUCUUCAGAGAACUAGCCAUAAUGAGCCAAUAAUUGUGUGUUGUCCAACAGUUUUCAAUGCCAAGGACUACACUCAAAACAAAGGGGGAUGGAGCAUUUGCUGUCAGGGCCCCUUCCCUGUGGAACGGUCCUGAGGAAAUCAAGGUUGCAGAGUUCCCUGUUUAAUUACACAUUUAAAGGAGACAUAUUACGGUGUUUUCACAGCAAGUAAACAUAGUUUGAGUUCCAGAAACAUGUUUUUGAAGCUGUUUGCUGGAAAUAGCUUUUAGGAAAAUAAAUAUCGUCUACCGCUAUUCCCCUCUGUUUCAGUCCCUUCAGAACGCGCUGUUUCUGGUGUCUGUAGCGUUGAUGCAAAAGAGCUGCUGCCCAAUUAGCUGUCAGACUGAACCAUAGCAUGGAGAAGGGAUUGUUGCCGUUUGCUGACACCUGGAGCUCUAUAUCUAUUUAAUAUAA
Messenger RNA from Gadus morhua (Atlantic cod), 1787 nucleotides. Its product is annotated as C-C chemokine receptor type 5-like. NCBI's taxonomy places the organism in Eukaryota, Metazoa, Chordata, Actinopteri, Gadiformes, Gadidae. Gene Ontology annotation, biological process: immune response; cell chemotaxis; G protein-coupled receptor signaling pathway. Gene Ontology annotation, molecular function: C-C chemokine binding; C-C chemokine receptor activity. Bases 262 to 1350 code for a protein of 362 amino acids. The record is from RefSeq and is a predicted model, not a curated record. The transcript is spliced from 2 exons. Gene Ontology annotation, cellular component: membrane; external side of plasma membrane.